UUCAGAUCUGAGGAUGAUUGCAGGUGAGGGGAGAAAGCUGGAGCGCCGUGACGUCAAGUUCUCUCCCAUUGCUCACAACACAGGAAUGCUGGGGCUUUCAAUCAAAGUAACAUAGUGUUCAUUUCAGACGGACUUAAGACAUGGCAUCGGGUGUUGCUGUAUCGGACGAAUGUAUCCGUGUUUACGAUGAGAUCAAGAUGGGUCACCAGUGGCUGUACAUUAUAUACAGGGUCAGCGAAGAUCUCAGGACAAUUAUAGUGGAGGAAAAAGCUGGCCAUGAUAAAACCUAUCAGGAUUUCGUAGCCAGAUUAAAGCAGGCGGAAGCCAAACGACAAUGUCGGUAUGCAGUAUUUGACGUCAGGUUCAUCCAGAACGACGUACCACAGGAAAGGCUGGCUUUCUUUUUAUGGAGUCCUGACAUGGCCACCAUCAAGCAAAAAAUGAUCUACACAAGCAGCAAGCAAGCGUUGCGUAACAAAAUGAGAGGCAUUCACGCAGAAAUACAAUGUACCGAAGACUCUGACCUGACCAUGUCCAACGUCCUCGAGAGAAUCUGCAGCAAAUACACGUGACCUCUCUCGUCACUCUACACCCAAAGCAAACAGACUUAUUUUGAUUUAAUGAAGCAGCAGACAUGGAUUGGAAUCACGCGCACGUUGUAUGACCUCUCGCUCCAAAGGACAUGUUUGAGUCCAGUCGAUGUUGCUUUCAGAAAAUUAACAUCCUCUGUUCCUACUUCAGUAGCUGCUGUACUGGUGACCAGCAUUAGAGAAAGCUUUGUACUGAUCUCCCUUGGCUGUUGUAGCUCUUUAAUGUCUAAGCUUACAAUUCAAUUCACUAUUUUGUUUUUCGUGUUUUAUACUGAUUCAACAAUUUCAUUCAUGUUUCAAUGUGUCUAUCUAGAAGCUAGAUCUAUACUGUGAUUACUGUCUUUACUUUCUUGAACGCAUUACUGUCUAAUAGUUAAGAUCUAUUUAGGGAAAAAGUUAACUGAGAGAGAUGAAUUAGCUUUUAGAUUACAGAUCUACCAGUUAACUAUUUUAAUUGUGUGUCUAUUUUUUUUAAAUGUUGAAAAUUGAAUGUAAUGUCAUUUAUAGAAUGUUAUGUCAUAGAUUGUCAUUUGAAGUAUGGUGAAUAACUAUCUGUUUUGUGAUGAUUAGAUAGAUUAAUUAAUUAAUUUUAAUAACAAUUUGAAAAAAUAGACACUUUAUCAAAUAUGACUUAUAAGGUUUUUUUUGUUUUUAAAUAAUUCCAACUUUGGUUGUUUUGGUCUUCACCAUUUUGUUACAGAACUCUUAAAAAGUGGCACGGUGAGUUGCAAUCUAAAUGCUCAUGCUCGAAGAAGGCAUGUGUGUCAACUACUUAGAGCAAAGAUAAAUGGCAUUAACUGAUAAACUCCCUUGAUAUCAAUGCUCUAAAUUUUGUAACUCGCCAUGUUGUAGCAGUUCUCAUGAGUUUCCACAUAAGAUUUAAACAAAAAUCAAAUCUUUGGUAUUUCAGGUCAUGAUUACAUUGUUAAACAUAUUUUUUUAAAUAGAUAUUUUAAUGUAUGACAUCAUUGACAAUAAUAUUUAAAUGACAAGCUUGCGUGAUGCUGGAACAUGUCAUUUUUAUUUGAGACCCACUCAGGUAGGUUUUCAGAAAUGCAUUCCAGCACAUGUUAAAAGAAAAAAAAAAUUUUUUGACAGGACUAUGGCUUAAAAAAAACUGUUUAACUUAAACAAUCCCAUUUACAUCAACUUAAGUUUUUUGCAAGAGAGAUUAAAGUUUUGGCUACAUUUAUAGUUACUGUGAUGUCCUAAUCAAGUGUGUUGAUUGGAGCUUGAAUUGUGUUGAUGUUUAACAGUUUCACUGAGGAAACUAAUAGUAAAAUUUCUUAAUAGUUAGUGGUACCCUUACUUUUUGUUUUCUUAGCACAAGAGAGUAAAUUUUUGUUUCAGUUAUUACAAAUUAUUUAGAGAUAACUAAAUGAAAAUGUUUGAGAUGUAGAUGCUAGAGGUAUGGAUUGAAUGAGUUUACAAAGUUAUUAGAUGAUGUACAUUGUUAUUGAUUAUAUUUUAAAUGUUCAUAAAAUGAUUCUUUUUAUUCAUUAUUAUCUACUUAAUAAAUCUACAACAAUGUAGUCACAGUUCAGAAGUCAAUGUAAUCAAAAUAAAAAGAUUUUUUUUGUUUUCUUGCUUAA
Biomphalaria glabrata is the source of this 2182-nucleotide messenger RNA. RefSeq names its product actophorin-like. Lineage: Eukaryota; Metazoa; Mollusca; Gastropoda; Planorbidae. Gene Ontology annotation, cellular component: actin cortical patch; cytoplasm; actin cytoskeleton. The coding region runs from base 141 to 572 and encodes 143 amino acids. Gene Ontology annotation, molecular function: actin filament binding. The record is from RefSeq and is a predicted model, not a curated record. Gene Ontology annotation, biological process: cell motility; actin filament fragmentation; actin filament severing. The transcript is spliced from 4 exons.